Messenger RNA from Lactuca sativa (garden lettuce), 1623 nucleotides. RefSeq names its product DELLA protein 2. The record is from RefSeq and is a predicted model, not a curated record. Lineage: Eukaryota; Viridiplantae; Streptophyta; Magnoliopsida; Asterales; Asteraceae.
AUGGCCCCCUUCAACCGGCAUAGUUAUGAUGUCGAGAUUCAAGAAAUAGGGAGUUUUGGGAAGUUGCCUCGGUUAUCCCAGGAAGAUGAUACAGGUAAUAAAUCUGAGGCAACCAAUCGACUUUGUUUUCCAACAGCAAACGAUCAAGUAGGGCAACAACCUUUAAAAGCUUUCCAUAAUUUGGACGCCUUGUUUCUUGACACAACUCCUCCACUUCGAUCGUAUGAACAUCAGAUGCAGGAGCUUGCAAAUAUUGAAUCUCAAUAUUCGGAGCUUAUUAAACCUCAUACAAAUCCUAAAAGGACAAAGACAACAAGUCAUGAUGUAGUACGCAAUGAAGUGAGUGAGCGCAAGCUAUCAACGGAUGCAGUUAUUCGUUUAGGUGGAGAAAAGUUCAUACAAUCUUGUUCAUCUUCGAUAAAUGAUAUCUCGAUUCCUAGCCAUCCGUAUAGCACUUCAUUCUCUGGCUUUUCUAUCCAGGAAACUAAAGAUAUUGAACUCAUUCAAAAUCUUUUACUUUCCGCAGAGAAAGUCUCCAACCAAAAGUUUGAACGUUCGAGUAAGCUUCUGGAUUGGUGUGACGCGUCAUCUUCUAAUUCAGGAAACCCCAUUCAAAGGUUAGUGCACUAUUUCUCGAAAGCUUUAAGAGAGAAGAUCGCUAAUGAAACCGGAAGAAUAUCAUUCCAUGGCCCAAGAAAGAACCAUGUAGAUGAUCUCGCAAAGAGAAUGUUGAGCGCUAAUCCAACAACGGUCUCAAUUUAUCAGAAGUUACCGUUUUUUCAAGUUGGUCAAUUUUCAGGGGUUCAGGCUUUGGUUGAUGCUGUUGUUGGGGCAACAAAAGUGCAUGUAAUUGAUCUAUCGAUAAAACAAGGUGUGCAGGGUACGAUUCUAAUGCAAGCUCUUAUUUCUCAACCCAUAUGUACUAUAGAGCAUCUGAAAAUAACCGCUGUCGGGACUAACUACAAAGAGAAAAUCGAACAGGCUGGUGAUUGGUUGAAGAGUUUUGCUGAAUCUAUAAACCUUUCUUUCUCUUUCAAUGUGGCUAUGGUGGAAGAUAUGCUUAUGUUUAAUGAAAAUCUUCUUGAGUUGGAUCCAGAAGAAGCAUUGGCCAUUUACUCAUCAUAUGGUUUGUGGGGCAUGAUUGGGCAGCAGGGCCGACUAGAAUCUCUGAUGAAAGUCAUAAAAAAUAUAAAUCCUCGUGUUAUGGUGGUAUCCGAAGCUGCAGUAAAUCUUAACUCACCCAAAUUUGUGAAUCGUUUUAUUGAAUCACUUUUCUAUUUUGGGGCACUCUUUGAUGCUUUAGAAGACUGUAUGGAUCGUGAAGAUGAAAACCGUGCUAUAACUGAAUCUGUGUAUAUGGGUAAUGGAAUAAGGAGCAUUGUGGCAACUGAAGGAGCGGAAAGGGUGAUUCGGAAUGUGCAUAUUAAUGUCUGGAGAAAAUUUUUCGCAAGGUUUGGGAUGAAGGAAACAGAACUGAGUAUGUCUUCUUUAUAUCAAGCAAAUCUGGUUGCAGAAAAAAUUUGCUGUGGAAGUUCUUGCACCUUUGAUAUGGACGGAAAUUGCUUAAUUAUUGGGUGGAAAGGAGCACCAAUCCAGUUUCUUUCCGCUUGGAAGUUCUCAUGA